AGAUACUGCCUUGCCCCAGCAGGGAAAAUAUCUAUAGGUCAACGUCAACCUCGCAGGACCACUAUUGUAAUCCGAUUCCGAUGUGUUAUUCUCUUAUAUUCUUGUUAUUCACUUCAAACAAUCAUCAGAAUUCAAAGAAACAUCAUUUCCAUAUCUCCUAAUGGAUAGUACAAACGAAGACGCUCUCCGCAGAGAGCUGGCGGAGAAACAAACGGCGAUAGCGGCGCAAGCUGACGUCGUCAAGGAGCUAAAAGCGCAGGGAGCAGCGAAGGAGAUUAUCGAUGCCACUAUCGAAGCUUUAAAAGCAUUGAAAGCUGAGAAGGCCUCAGUCGAGCGGCGGCUCCAAAUUGUUAUUCUAAGCAACACCGCUUACCAAAAUGGCAACGCCUUCAUUAACAAAGAUGCUUUCCGUCAGGCUGUCGUUAAUACUCUGGAACGGCGUCUCUUUUACAUCCCUUCUUUUAAUAUAUAUGGCGGCGUUGCUGGGCUUUAUGAUUACGGUCCGCCUGGCUGUGGCGUUAAGUCUAACGUCCUUGCAUUCUGGCGUCAGCAUUUUGUGCUGGAGGAAAACAUGUUAGAGGUGGAUUGCCCAUGUGUGACGCCGGAAAUUGUAUUGAAAGCAUCAGGUCAUGUGGACAAAUUUACUGACCUCAUGGUCAAGGAUGAAAAGACGGGGAAUUGCUACCGUGCUGAUCAUUUGCUGAAGGAUUUCUGCAAAGAUAAGCUGGAGAAGGACCUUAGUAUCAGUGCUGAGAAGGCAGCAGAAUUGAAUCAUGUUCUUGCUAUACUAGAUGAUCUUUCAGCUGAAGAAUUAGGUAAUAAAAUUAAAGAGUAUGGCAUUACUGCUCCAGAUACCAAGAACCAACUCUCUGAACCAUAUCCAUUCAACUUGAUGUUCCAAACCUCGAUUGGGCCAUCUGGUCUGAGCCCAGGAUAUAUGCGCCCUGAGACAGCACAGGGCAUUUUUGUGAACUUUAAGGACUUGUACUAUUAUAAUGGGAGCAAGCUUCCUUUUGCUGCAGCUCAAAUUGGUCAGGCUUUUAGAAAUGAGAUAUCUCCACGACAAGGCCUCCUUAGAGUGCGAGAAUUUACACUUGCCGAGAUUGAGCACUUUGUGGAUCCUGAUGACAAGUCACACCCAAAAUUUCCUGAAGUUGAAAAUUUGGAGUUUCUAAUGUUCCCAAGGGAAGCACAAGUGUCUGGUCAAUCAGCAAGAAGAAUGCGCAUUGGUGAAGCUGUUUCAAGGGGCAUCGUCAAUAAUGAGACAUUGGGCUAUUUCGUUGGGAGAGUAUAUCUUUUCUUAAUAUGUCUUGGUAUUGGCAAGGAACGCUUGCGUUUCAGACAACACCUUGCAAAUGAGAUGGCCCACUACGCGACUGACUGUUGGGAUGCUGAGAUUGAAUGCUCCUAUGGGUGGAUUGAAUGUGUUGGUAUUGCAGAUAGAUCUGCAUAUGAUUUGCGCGCUCACACAGAUAAGAGUGGCGUUUCCUUGGUGGCACAGGAAAAAUUUGCAGAACCCAGAGAAAUAGAGGAACUUGUAAUCUCUCCAGUGAAAAAGGAGGUGGGUCUUGCUUUUAAGGGUGAUCAAAGGAUGGUCAUUGAAGCAUUAGAGGCUAUGGAUGAAAGAGAAGCUAUGAAAAUGAAAGCUGCUUUGGAGUCCCAUGGAGAGGUACGGUUCCGAAUUUGCACUCUUGAUAAGGAUGUGACAAUAAAGAAGAAUAUGGUGUCUAUUUCCAAGGAAAGAAAGAAAGAACAUCAGAGGGUUUUCACACCAUCAGUGAUUGAACCGUCUUUUGGUAUUGGGCGGAUUAUUUACUGUCUUUACGAGCAUUGUUUUUACACAAGGCCCAGUAAAGCUGGGGAUGAACAGUUGAAUGUUUUCCGUUUCCCUUCCCUUGUGGCACCUAUCAAAUGCACUGUGUUCCCACUGGUCCAGAACCCAGAAUAUGAGCAAGUUGCCAAACACAUCGCCAAGCUAUUGACUACUGCUGGAAUUUCAUAUAAAAUUGACAUGACAGGUACAUCAAUAGGGAAACGAUAUGCCAGGACAGAUGAACUUGGAGUACCGUUUGCAAUUACAGUGGAUUCAACUUCAUCGGUCACAAUAAGGGAGAGGGACAGCAAAGUUCAGAUCCGUGUUACUGUGGAGGAAGUAGCAAGUGUAAUUAAAGAAGUUACCGAUGGUCAAAGCACAUGGACUGACGUACUGUAUAAAUACUAUACUCCAGCGCCAGCACUUGUGUCUGAAGAGGAUGAAUGAAAUAUUGAGAUUUGAAAGUUCUAUACUUGAAUUUUGUAUCCGAUUCUGUGUAAAAUGACACUUUCGCGAUCCAAUUUUGCUAUACAUGCACAUGACAGCACGUGUUGUUGGAUUAGUCCUUUUAGCAGAAAGUAUAGGCUUUCGCAGUUAUGCCUUCUGUUUUGUCGUUA
Jatropha curcas is the source of this 2430-nucleotide messenger RNA. Its product is annotated as glycine--tRNA ligase, mitochondrial 1. Lineage: Eukaryota; Viridiplantae; Streptophyta; Magnoliopsida; Malpighiales; Euphorbiaceae. Gene Ontology annotation, biological process: mitochondrial glycyl-tRNA aminoacylation. Gene Ontology annotation, molecular function: ATP binding; glycine-tRNA ligase activity. Gene Ontology annotation, cellular component: cytoplasm; mitochondrion. The record is from RefSeq and is a predicted model, not a curated record.